CAAUGGCAGAUGAUGAUAAUCAAGUAAUUCAAUUUGAAGCAGAUGACUAAGAUUAAAAUGUAAUCAAGAAAACUAUUUAAAUAGGAUAAUCAUUAAUAAAAAUCUCCUAUUGAAUAAAAACAAGAUGAAUAAGUUAAUAAUUAUGAUUAAAACUAUAAUCAAGUGCAAGAACCCUAAUCUAAUGAUCUAAAACCAUUAGAAUCUGAAAAAUAACCCAUUUAACUUGCUCCUGAUGCUGAAGAAGGGUUUUUCAAUAGAAUUAAAGGAUGCUCUUGUAGGAGACAAGCUGAUGAAAAAACAGAAGAAAAUAAUGAUGGAUGCAUUGCAAAAUUAGAUAGAUUUAUUUAAAAAUACUUCACUCCCACAUAUUUACUUUUAGUCUACUAUUCUGUAUUUUCAACAGCAUUACUUUUUUCACUUAAAUUGAUUAUUUAAGAUUAAGAUCUAUAUCAUGUUGAAAUUUUGGGGGUAUUUUUAAUUUAAAUAAAAUUAGGGUUUAUUUCUAUUAGUUCAAAUUUCGAAAGGUUUGCUAAUCUAUUUUCUGAACGAAGAAUGGCUUGAUGAAUUACCUUAUUUGGAUAGUUCAUUUGAGAAUGGAUGGAGAUUGUUUAAAAUAACAUUCUUUAUUAUAACUAAUUUAGAUAUUUGUUAUUGGAUCUAUUACAUUUAUGUAUAAAAUAAAAAAGAUAGUACAAUUGAACAUAUGAUGACAUUAUGUAGAAUGCUUGAUGCAUUAUUCUUCAAUUUCCCUUUAAUGAUAGUGUUUUUCUAUCUUUAAAUGCAAGACUUAGAAAAUAUUUAAAUACCCUAUUUAGUUAUUGCAGGUCUUAAUUUAUUAUCAAUAGUUAAUGGAUUCAUGCAUUUAAACUUUUUUGCUGGAAGUUCCUUCUUAAGUAUCAGAUGGAGUAUUUAACUUAUUUGUGAAUUGUAUGUAAAACUUCUCUUAGUUGAGUCAGUGUAUAUAUAAUUGUCAGAAUUUAACAUUUAAUUAGAAUACUUUGGGUUAUUCUCCCUAUGUGGCCUUAUAUAAUUUUAUUUAUUCUCUGAAGAUCAAGAUAUGAUUGGAUAAUUUUUAUCUAUAAUCUAUUUCUAAUUGAAAACAUUCUUUGUUAUCACAUUCAAAGAAGAAAGCUUUGGAAUGUCAGAUUUAGAUUGCGAUGCAUAACCUGGAAUUCUAAAUAUUCUAGUCCACAAAUCAACGUAUGAUUUACAUUUUAUUUAGUUAUUCAUAUAUUUAGAAAGCAUUUAAUUUUUUUUAAAUGAUAUCCCUUGCAUUUAUUUUCUGGCUCUUUGGUGGAUGGGAUAUUAUAAUGACAAAUUAGAUAUUAGUAUAUCUGUACCUAGUAGGUUUAGGAUGCUUAGGUAUUAUAAUAUUGAAUUUGCUAUAUAUUGUUCUAAGUGGAUGGAAGAAAAACAUGGUCAAACCUUGAAUUAUAUAUUUUAAUAAAUAUUUUUAUUUAAACCUUAUUAAAUNAAAAACAGAAGAAAAUAAUGAUGGAUGCAUUGCAAAAUUAGAUAGAUUUAUUUAAAAAUACUUCACUCCCACAUAUUUACUUUUAGUCUACUAUUCUGUAUUUUCAACAGCAUUACUUUUUUCACUUAAAUUGAUUAUUUAAGAUUAAGAUCUAUAUCAUGUUGAAAUUUUGGGGGUAUUUUUAAUUUAAAUAAAAUUAGGGUUUAUUUCUAUUAGUUCAAAUUUCGAAAGGUUUGCUAAUCUAUUUUCUGAACGAAGAAUGGCUUGAUGAAUUACCUUAUUUGGAUAGUUCAUUUGAGAAUGGAUGGAGAUUGUUUAAAAUAACAUUCUUUAUUAUAACUAAUUUAGAUAUUUGUUAUUGGAUCUAUUACAUUUAUGUAUAAAAUAAAAAAGAUAGUACAAUUGAACAUAUGAUGACAUUAUGUAGAAUGCUUGAUGCAUUAUUCUUCAAUUUCCCUUUAAUGAUAGUGUUUUUCUAUCUUUAAAUGCAAGACUUAGAAAAUAUUUAAAUACCCUAUUUAGUUAUUGCAGGUCUUAAUUUAUUAUCAAUAGUUAAUGGAUUCAUGCAUUUAAACUUUUUUGCUGGAAGUUCCUUCUUAAGUAUCAGAUGGAGUAUUUAACUUAUUUGUGAAUUGUAUGUAAAACUUCUCUUAGUUGAGUCAGUGUAUAUAUAAUUGUCAGAAUUUAACAUUUAAUUAGAAUACUUUGGGUUAUUCUCCCUAUGUGGCCUUAUAUAAUUUUAUUUAUUCUCUGAAGAUCAAGAUAUGAUUGGAUAAUUUUUAUCUAUAAUCUAUUUCUAAUUGAAAACAUUCUUUGUUAUCACAUUCAAAGAAGAAAGCUUUGGAAUGUCAGAUUUAGAUUGCGAUGCAUAACCUGGAAUUCUAAAUAUUCUAGUCCACAAAUCAACGUAUGAUUUACAUUUUAUUUAGUUAUUCAUAUAUUUAGAAAGCAUUUAAUUUUUUUUAAAUGAUAUCCCUUGCAUUUAUUUUCUGGCUCUUUGGUGGAUGGGAUAUUAUAAUGACAAAUUAGAUAUUAGUAUAUCUGUACCUAGUAGGUUUAGGAUGCUUAGGUAUUAUAAUAUUGAAUUUGCUAUAUAUUGUUCUAAGUGGAUGGAAGAAAAACAUGGUCAAACCUUGA
Molecule: messenger RNA, 2611 nt
Organism: Paramecium pentaurelia
Lineage: Eukaryota; Ciliophora; Oligohymenophorea; Peniculida; Parameciidae
Source: the annotation of a GenBank genome assembly